AUGGCAGUCGACGAACGGACAAAGCGCAAGAUCGAAGCGGAAAUGAACCUGUGGUACCAGUUUAAGCACCCUAACGUAAUUCAGAUGUUUGGCGCCUCGCACGUGAGCUCUCCUCCGUUCAUUGUGUGCGAAGAUGCGACUCACGGAGACCUUUGCUCCUUUCUCGCCGAAUCGGAGACCAACAAGAGAUACAUGUGGCAGCUCUUGUACCAGGCAGCGCUUGGGCUAGACUACAUUCACCAGGUGAAAGUAGUGCACGGGGAUCUCAAGCUCAACAACAUCCUUGUGGGCUCGGACGGGCUGGCAAAACUUUCAGACUUCGGACUCAGUACGAUUCGAACUUGCUCGACACUGUCAAAGCCAUCGGGGAGUCUAGAAGACAGUGCGGGUGCUUUGCGAUGGAGAGCUCCAGAAUGUUUGACGAAGGAGCCAACGUUCGCAUCGGAUGUAUACUCUCUGGCGAUGUGCAUUCUUGAGGCCAUAACUGAUCAAGUUCCGUUUGGUAGACUGGACGACGAAGCUGUACGCGAGAAUCUCCGGAAUGGUAAUAUUCCGGUGCGCCCCGAAGGAAUGGGCAAUGAGUCGUGGGAACUCGUGGUAGCGAUGACGCGCACCGAUCCAUCGAAGCGUAUGCCCCUCGCACAGGUGAUCGCGAAGAUGAAUAGCUUCAACGAGACUGAGCUGGAGCUCCAAGCUACAACAAGGCGAUGCAGUGUUUGCGAUUCAGAAAUAGUCGGGUGGUCCGCAGCACAGGCACCAGCUUCAAUCGACGGAGCGACGACUGCGACUCGUUUGUCUGACGUGACCGUUUCUGGAGUCGAGAACUUGGUUCAGACGGCACACAGCAACGGUGAGAUCCUCUCCAUUUCGGAACGCCAGAUGCACAUCCUGGAGCGCGCCGCGACCGCUAACAUGAACGUGAUGACCCCAGCGCUGGUGGCCAGCAUGGAGCUGCACUGUCGCGACUUCGUCACCAAGGCGAACAACGAGGACAUAGUAAGUGGAGCUGAUGUUCUGAAGGAGGCCGCUGCGUACGCUUUAGGUUACCUUGCGUACAGCAGCGACGCAGAGGAAGUAAUGGUUGAGGAAGGAGCCAUUACGCUGCUUGUAGGACUCCUGAGCGAGGGGACAGACCAACAAAAGUAUUUAGCCGCCAAGACAUUCGGAGUUCUCGCAAAGUACGACCCUACCAGUAGCGACAUCAUUCGUGAGGGAGCUAUUCCGGCAUUAAUCUCGCUUCUACGAGGAGGGACGGAUGAGCAGACAGACGGUGCUUCCUACGCGCUAAGAUUCCUCGUAAUUUCGGAUGAAAACCGAGCUGCAAUCGCCCAUGCAGGGGCAAUUCCACCUUUAAUCGCGCUUAUUCGCAGCGGUUCCAACGAACAGAAGGAAAGCGCUGUGCGUGCAUUGUUGAGCCUCGCUGAAGACAACGACGAGAACCGUAUCGCGAUCGGAAGCGAGCGAACUAUCCCCCUACUCGUCGAGCUUCUUGGAAGUAGAUCGGAUACACUCAAGCGUCACGCGGCGACUCUGCUUGCAAGUUUAUCUCGUGUCGAACAAAACCUGGAGGAAAUCGUUCAAGAACGAGGUAUUUCCCCGCUUAUCUCCUACUUGGAAGCUGGAACAGAGGAUCAAAAGCGUUUGGUAGCUCAUGCGCUUGGGGAUGUUGACGUGGAAGAAAUUGCAAGCGAGCCUGACAUAGUGAGCGAGAGCCCUAUAUCACCUCUGGUCGCGCUACUUCGAACCGGGACAGAUGAACAAAAACGUUAUGCUGCGACUGAACUAGGGAAUCGAGCCUGCGACCCGGGCGGACGAGCUGAGAUUGGACUCAAUGACGCGAUCCAACCUCUCAUGAAGCUUUUACAAACGGGGAAAGAUGAGCACCAGCGUUUGGCGUUGUUUGCCCUAUCGAAGCUUGCUAUCGGAUUCUUUAGCCGAAGUGAAAUUGUGAACUGUGGGGGCAUCCCCAUUUUCGUGAGGCUCCUGCGAAAUGGAACAGACGAGCAAAAACAAUAUGCUGCCAGCGCUCUGGGGUACCUGCCCGAGCUAAGUGACGAAAGCCGCAGGCUGAUUGCGAGCGAAGAAGCUAUUCCGUCUCUUCUCACUCUUUUAUCCGAUGGGACAAAGGAGCAGAAGGACGAGGCAGUGCGGUUGCUUGUCCACCUUUCAUUCGUUGGAGAAGUCGGCAUGGAGAUUAUCAGCAAGGGAGGCAUUCCACCUCUCUUAACUCUUCUACGAGCUGGAUCAGAGGACCAAAAAGAAGCCGCAGCACGCGCACUGGGGAAUCUCGCUCACGGCGGCGAAGCGAAUGCUAAGGAGAUCGCGCGUAAAGGGGCGAUUCCGCACCUCAUUACACUACUUCGAACUGGAACGCAAGACCAAAAGCGCUAUUGUGCACUUGCGUUGGGGAAUCUGGCGCGCACGGACGCCAUCAGAGGCGAGAUUCUAAGCAAAGAAGCUCUGAAGCCUCUUGUUGCACUACUGCGAGAUGGAACCGAUGCGCAGAGCUGUGCCGCGGCACUUGCAGUGGGAAAUCUCGCUGAUAGCAGUGGUGCCAAUCAUGGUGAAUCGCGCGGGAAGGAGUUCUGUCAUUACUCGUGA
Molecule: messenger RNA, 2601 nt
Organism: Phytophthora sojae
Lineage: Eukaryota; Oomycota; Peronosporomycetes; Peronosporales; Peronosporaceae
Exons: 4
Coding region: 1-2601 (866 amino acids)
Biological process (GO): protein phosphorylation
Molecular function (GO): protein kinase activity; protein binding; ATP binding
Source: RefSeq, a predicted model, not a curated record